AUGUGCUGGCUCGCGCGCCCCGGCCCCUCCUCGGCUGGCUCGCCUCCGUGCGCGCCGAGCCGGCGGCGGCGGCGGCGGAGCGGCGGAGCGGGCUCGGGAAGGUCCUCCGCGGGCGGCGGCGGCGGCGCGGCGGCGAAGCCGGAGGUGCCCGGCCCGGGAACGCGGCGUCCCCCGCUCGCCGGCCGGGCUGCAGGCGGGGCGCGCGCGGCGGCGGCGGCGGCGGCCGCUGGGGUGCUGGAGACGCGGCGGGCGGCGGUCCGGGCGGCGCGGGCCUCGGCCGGGCGGUGGAGGACAGACAGACAGCCGGCCGGAAGCCGAGCCAGGCUCGCAGAGGCCAGCCCCCCUGCUCGGAAGCGGGGCCGGCCGACCCCGCCGCCCGGGAGCCGCGUCUCGGGGUUCGUCUUACUUGUGUCAACUUUACGGGGAGGGGAGACGCUGCGAAGGCGCGCCUGGAAACGACAGCCGCGACCACAAGCCGCCCGGGCGCGGGGCCGGCGGACGGCGGUCGGGGCCGGUUUUUACCGCAACAGCGCCACCUCUCGGCGAAGGGUUUUCUUAGGACACAGGACACACCAUUACAGGAAACACUUGUAUUGCACAGGAGCUGUGACAAGCCGAGAUCUAGAAUUUAUAAACAAAAAUGAAGGCUGGUACACGAAGACUUUCUGCAGGCUGAGCCUUUCAUCCACGGUGACAAGGAAACAGCUCAGAGAUGGCGCUGUCUCUGUGUGCACACCCUCCUUCCUGCCCCCCAGCCAUGCUGCAGUGUGGCUGGACUUUUUCCUCAUGCAUUGUUUCUGCCUCAAAAACAACAAAUAUACCCCAGCAACACCCUCAGGAUCACCUCCAUCCUCACAAGGUGUCCCUGAUCCCAUGAAGAACAGAAAACUGGGUUCAUACCUCUACCUACCCUCCCCAAAUAAAAAUCAAAGUCAACGUGACAGGCCUUCUCAUAGCAUUAUUUUUCACUUAGUCAUGUUAUAACAGAGGUGUCCAUUCCUUACUGAAAUCAAAUGAUUGGACAACACAGAAAUAACUGGAUCACAAACCAGAGAUCCACUGGUCCCAGGCUCCCCGACAGGGCCCUGAUUUGG
Messenger RNA from Dipodomys spectabilis (banner-tailed kangaroo rat), 1094 nucleotides. Its product is annotated as dapper homolog 3-like. Lineage: Eukaryota; Metazoa; Chordata; Mammalia; Rodentia; Heteromyidae. The coding region runs from base 1 to 984 and encodes 327 amino acids. The transcript is spliced from 5 exons. The record is from RefSeq and is a predicted model, not a curated record.